AUAGUGUUUAUAACUUCGUGAUGAGUUCAUAAAAACGAUAAAAACUUUAAGUUCUUUUUGUAUUAUUUAAAAGAAAGAAAUGUUUAUUAUAUAUGUAAUGAAAUUUAGUAAGAAAGUGUAAUGUUCAUUUGUGAUUCUUUAUUAUUUUAACAAUGAGUAACGAAAAAAAGUGUUUACUGUGCAACACAGAAAAUGUUAAAUACGAACCUGAAUUUUUAGAAAAGAGGACUCAUUUUUCCGCACCAAAGCUUCGAGAGUUGAGGAUAAAAUGGAACGAGGCGAUUGCUAAAAUACAUCCGAUUUUAAAGCUUUAUGUGAACAAUGUGAAUACGUACCAAGUUUGCGAUUUGCAUUUCCGAGAAUCGGAUAUUAAGAAAAGCUUUGAGACGAAUGGGAAUAUUUUCAGACUGCCAGUUUCAAAAUGGGGUCUCAAAAUCGAGGCUCUCCCUUUAAGUCACGAAGAAUUAGGGCGCGAAAAACAUCAGAAAACGAAUACAAAUUUGCCUGUGGCAAGAGUAAAUAUAAAUAGAGAAGAACCGAAAGAAGAUAUGUGGAAAAAUGAAAAUAAGGAAGAUAAUCCAGAAGAAAUUGAAUUUGAAAUAUCUUCAGUUAAACUGGAAGAAAUUUCUCAAGAAAGUAUUCAAACGGAUGAAUCUCAAGAAGAUGAACUAGAAAACGAUAAAAUGGAAGAGACUGAGAAGAUUCCAGUAAUUCAGAAAAGUCAAGAAACUGAGAAAAACCAAGAACCCGAGAUUAAUUUACCAUCAAAAGAAAUUCAACCCGAAAAGGAUAAAAUACCAGAAAAAGAAAAAAGUAUUCUGGUAAAGAACAGACCAAUUCGACCCGAUUUUCGCAAGAAGGUUGAAAUCAAAUUUUCGCCCUAUCCUAUUCUGCAAUCAUUCCAACAAGGAGUACAAACUAAAGCCCCUCAGAUGAUUCAGAUAAAGUCUGGAAGGAACAAAGUUUUUGUUGUUCCUGCAGGUGCCCAAGUCAUUCCUUUUUCUCCAUCGUCUUCUAUCUCUUCCAUUUCUCCUUCAGUUACGCCCCUUUCAAUGACAAAUAAAAGUUCUCCUGCGAUGAGAGUUCCGAUAAUAACUCAUGUCACGUCUCUUCAAAGUGGUUCUCCAGUUACGAAAUUUAUUCCCGUCACCACAGUUUGUUCGAAACCUAUAAUUCCACAUCCCAUUAUUCCUGUUACGAAAGUCCCUUGUGGUUCGCAAGUUCCACUAGUUAGGACAAUCCCUCUAGUUACAAAAGUAAAUUCUGGCAACUCGGUUGCUAAAAUCACUCCAGCGCCUGGAAUCAGAAAAGAGACUACCGUUUCGACGGCUCCUAUAGUAACUCCUGGUAAUUCGGUUGGUCAAAUAGCUGCAGUUUCUGGAGUCACUGAAGGGACUUCACUAAGUGAGUGUUUACAAGUGCCUGCAAUUUCUGGGAUGACAAACGUUACUCCUACUGGAAAAGCUAUGUUAUCUCCUUCAUCCAAAACUGUUCAAAAAGUUAUAUCUCCAUCUUUACCUCCUAGAAUGGAGACGGAAAAUUAUGACAAGGAUCAAUUAUUGUGUGAUUUGAAACGAAAUCCUCUUCCAAUUGGCUGGGCUUAUACAUUCACGAGUGAAGACAAGAUUUUGUUCACUCAGUAUUGCACUAACAGGAGGUUUCCAAUAUUUCUUCGCGUGGAAAGUGACAUGACGGCAAUGAUUUCCGUUGGACAUCUAGCGACGAAUUAUAUUCCUUAUCCUCUCAAAUUAGCAUGCUACAUAAACGUUAUGAACGGCCUUCGCAAAUUAGAAAAUGACAAAUGGUGCAUAGGAAUUGGAUUUAGCAACAAUAAUCACUCCGAUUUAUGUUCAGUUCUCGCAGGAAGAAUGAAUUCACGAUGUAAAGCUUGUGCCACAAUAAGAAAGAAUGAGCAAAGGAAUGAGAACGAAGAAAUCCAGCGACGCCAACGAAAGAAACCUUCCAAAAAUCUAAAAAAUCUUAUCGCAAACUUGAAACGAAUAAACGAGCGUCUAGAGGGAAAGGUUUGUAAAAUGAAACUCAUGGUGGCUCAUUUGAAAAAUAAGCAAUGCGUUGAUUGCCUUCAUGACAAAUUUCUGAAAAAGACUCUGGCUCAAACAGAUUCUUCAUCGAAUACGGCCUCGAAAAGUGAUUAGGUUCCUGUUCCUUAUUGUAUACAUGAAUUAGGUUAAGCUUGUUUUUAUUUUAUAAUUAAAAUAUGUUUAUAUAAAAGAA
Belonocnema kinseyi is the source of this 2235-nucleotide messenger RNA. RefSeq lists its product as uncharacterized. The record is from RefSeq and is a predicted model, not a curated record. Lineage: Eukaryota; Metazoa; Arthropoda; Insecta; Hymenoptera; Cynipidae. Bases 153 to 2156 code for a protein of 667 amino acids. The transcript is spliced from 6 exons.